GAACAGGUGAGUGACAUGGAAGGCCGCCAACGGAAUGACAUCAAGGCCUAGUACGAGAACUGCGGUAAGGCUUGUUUGCGCAUGUUCUCAUGGGACAAGGUCGCCACGUUGGCCGGCCAUGCCGCAAGCCCUUUUGGCGGUUGCUUGGACCAACAGGCGGUUCUUGCAGUCGGCUCAAGUCAAGGAUAGAUCCUCCCGACGUGCUCCAACUGCCUCGAGGGCGGGGACGGCCAUCGCUGUGUCUUUUGACGGUGAUUCUUUAAGAAAACAUCUUGAGUCCCAGCUGCAAGUACAAGAUCCCAAUCCCGACAAGGUCUAUGAACUCCUGGAGCACUUGGCUUCCCACGAGCCAAAGAUGUUGCGCGAUCUCAGUCCCUUCCAAUGGAGGACUAUAGUUCUAACCCUAGGACGCUCUAAUUCACCAGAGGUUUCUGCCAAGCGGGUGGUGAAGAUGAUUCUGUGGAAGCAAAAAGCAGACGUUCCAGUGAAUCAGCUCGACGUGCAUAUACUGGCACAGGCGAGCGCAUUUCAGCGGCGGACGGCGGAAGAGGCAGAGGCUUUCUUGGUGGAUGUGAAAGAGCUAUUGCAUAUAGAUGCAGAUUGCAAAACGUACGCGAUGCUGGCGCGGGGCCUCUUCCAGUCUGGUCAUUUUGAAGAGGUCUCUCGACUGGUUGCGAAUCGCAUGGCACAAAAGGGAGAUGCGAACUGGAAGCGCGACAUGUGCUUGACGGUAGUUGCAGAACUAUUGAGAGAGUCUAGCAUGCUGGGCAAGACAAAAAAGCGCGCAGAGAUGUCGGACAGCGAACUGAAAAAAUGUGAGGAGCAGCUUCAAAUGGUUGUCAGGAGCAUCCUGGAUGCCAUGCGCCAACAUUUAGGUCCCAAUAGUAUUACCACCUGGGAAUAUAACAGGGUCAUCAGUGUGAGCAGAUCGUCCGUGCGCACUCUUGCCGAUGCAAAAGUGAUCCUCGAGCAAAUGGAGCAAGAAGGGUACCGCCCAAACAUUGGAACGUAUAAUUUUCUGUUGGAUCAUUUGAUGUAUCAUGAAAACCCCACUGAUGCGAACGAACUGCUGAACGAGGUUGAGCUUAAAGGUGUUAAGCCACACCUCGAUACUUGGCGAAUCAUGAUUGCUGGAUACAUUCGUCUCGGACGUGUCCAUGCAGCGAUAACCAUGUACAGGAAAGUGGGCGACACGGACUAUAAACUUCGACAAAAGCUUCUCAGUCAGGAUCCUAUGCUUGCUCAGAAGCUCUUGGCCGUUGUCAGCAAGGAGGGAGGCCUGACAGUACCAGCAUCCAUGCUUGCCAAGGAUAUUUGCCGGGCGGGAUUGGUCCCAGCAAAAAAAUCGAUUACACUCAUUAUGCGAAAACUUUUAGGACAGGAUGAAAUCUCUUGCGCAUUGUCCCUGUACUCGGCCGUGAGAAGUCUCGUGACUCCGACAAAACGCGAAGCAUCGGCCGCAGAAAAUGAACCAUUCUUUGACACACCUCUUUACAAUUAUUUGAUAUCUUCUCUGCUUUCAGUGCGAAACGAGCACGAGGCUCUUAAACUUUUCGACGACAUGGAAAUAAUGGGGUGUCCUCCUGAUGUUAUCACAUUCACAAUUCUUAUCAACUGGUUUGCAAAAGAGGGGGACUCUGCGCGUGUUGCAACUAUGCUUGAGGAAAUGAGUCGGCGAGGAAUCAAGAGGGAUGUCGUUCUUUACAGUACCAUUCUUGGCGUCAUGAUAAAAAACGGACGGCUCGGUACAGCAAGAAACAUCGUCCAAGAAAUGCGAGAGGUUGGAAUAGAACCUAACGAAUACACUUACAACAUCUUUAUGAAUGGACUAUUACGAGCGGGUCUUGAUGAUCAGGCAGAGAAACUUUGGGAAGAUAUGAAAGCAAAAGGAGUGGCUACAUCCUGUGUUGGGGAUGGCACGCUCCUGAAUGGGUUAUUGAAGAAUGGGAAGCUAGAAAGGGCCAUGGUGAUCUGGGAACACAUUCAAGCCGGACAAGGGCUUAUGCCACCCGAUGCAAUGGUGUAUCGCGCGGCAGUAGACCUCUAUUGCGUCCGUGGAGAUUUGGAAACAGCGGAACGCGUGAUGCGGCAGUCUGCAGAUUGCAGAGGUGCAUUAACAGCCGAAGUUUACAACACGAUGAUCGUUGCGUAUCUUAAACACGGUCGUGAGGAGGAUGCCCGACGAUUAGUGGACGAAAUGAAGGCUAAGGGGUCUGGUUUGGUGGAUGAGAUCACAUAUUCUAUCCUUGUACACCACGCCUUGCGAAAUGGCGAUCUGAGAGGAGCAACGAAGGCGCUUGAAGACGCUUUACAAAUUUUCAAGCGGCGGAUAGAUCCAUCAAUAUACACGCCUGUCGUAACUACAAUUGCUAAGAAAACCCAAUCCCUGUCCGAAGCUCUGAGGAUUGUCGAUCUAGUCAAGUCAUACGGGAUUGCGGAGAAUGCCUUGAUGUGUGCCGCCAUUGUGGCAGCACAUACUGCUGUUCGAAGUUUUGAUGGUGCAACAGAGUACAUCCACAAAAUCCGUCGUUUAGCAAGUGAACUGGACAGCAAGUCUCACGCAAUGAACUCCAUUCUCGACUGGUACGGGAAGCAGGGCAAGUCCGAGUCGAUGGAGCGAAUAUUCAACUUGAUGUUGGAAGGCAAAUGGGGGUUGGAAGGAGCUUCUGCUCCGAAGCUGGAGCCAGAUUCGUCAACGUGGACUAUACUGAUAUGCGGCUACGGGUAUGGGAAUGAGUGGGAGAAAGCUCUGAAUAUUUGGAAGCAACAAUGGCGACCAAAGGCAAAACCCUUGCUAAAUUCUAGCGUAUUGGACACUGACCGUGCAUUUGAGGAGCAUUACGGAGUGAAAACCGCUAUGAUUUCAGUAGUUAUCGAUGCUCUCGCCUUCUCCAAUCGUCUUGACGAGAUUCACGAAGUAUGGAAUCAGCUUCGGUCUGCAAAGGUUCCAUUAGACCCGAACAAUUAUACGUCUCUGAUCGAGGCACUGGUUCGAUGUGAUAAAGUCCCAGCAGCUUGCAAAGUUGUCAUGGAAGAGAUGCCCCAGGAUGGCGUAAAUCCGACACAGAAACUCUUUAGAAACUUUUUAGGGCUAUUGUCCGUUAGGAAGGACAAGGUCAGCCGACAAACGGAGAAGGAUCUGUGGGCCUACAUCGACAGGCACUUCCCUGAGUGGACUUUUGAUUUGAAGAAUGAGUUGCCGUCGGCUGUCGUGGCGCUGAACGUCUGGUCAGAGAUGGUGGAGCGAGCCAAGGCGAAGAGGGAAGGAGAAGUACCCGCAAACAUGAGUAUCUAGCGCAGUGCUGCAGAUAUUACUUUCAAGUUUUACUGUGACAUCCUAUUAUCAUAAUCAUAUACAUACAAUCGAUUUCUGGCAUAUUCCAUGUUAAUUAUACAUACAAACUGUUAUUUUGGAGAAAUUUUGGCAAUUCCUUUCAGC
Messenger RNA from Spizellomyces punctatus DAOM BR117, 3439 nucleotides. Its product is annotated as pentatricopeptide repeat domain-containing protein. Bases 35 to 3295 code for a protein of 1086 amino acids. The record is from RefSeq and is a predicted model, not a curated record. NCBI's taxonomy places the organism in Eukaryota, Fungi, Chytridiomycota, Chytridiomycetes, Spizellomycetales, Spizellomycetaceae. Gene Ontology annotation, molecular function: protein binding. The transcript has a single exon.